Molecule: messenger RNA, 1103 nt
Organism: Diachasma alloeum
Lineage: Eukaryota; Metazoa; Arthropoda; Insecta; Hymenoptera; Braconidae
Exons: 4
Coding region: 198-1103 (301 amino acids)
Source: RefSeq, a predicted model, not a curated record
CAAUAAAAAGACAUUCAACUGAAUGCAAAAAAUGCGCAAAAAGUGACAAGUGGGUGAGGUUAUGUGGGCGAAGAGAUGAGGGUUUAAGAUCCAUCGAAAACAUUACUAAGGAAACAUACAUUUGUUCCCUUCAUUUUCUUGGGGAAAGUGGUCCUACUGAAGAAAAUCCGGAUCCAAUUCCUCUGAUUAACAGAAAAAUGAACAAGAGAUGUGCAGCUCCGAAACGUACAUCUCUUGCUGAGAAAUAUGUAAAGAUAUCUCCACGACAACACCUUCAAACAAAAAAUUCCUCAAUAGAUGCUGAUGAGAUGCUCAUUGACAAGGAGUCCUCUGGAGACCACUAUGUAGAAAAGACGAUGCAGAGAAACGUAGUCUGGGGAACGCGUGUGGCCGAGGCAAAUGAUGGAAGAACGUGUAACUCCGAAGUCAUGAACGAUACAGACAGAGCUUCUGAUGUUAAUUGUAUGGAAUCCAUCGCCUCGACUUCCUCAGUGAUGAAUGACGAGUCUGCUCAUGAUGAUGAAUUCGAGGCAGCACUUGAGACUUCAAGUUAUGAAGCAGAAGUUGAAGUUUUUGAUGAACUAAUCGAUGAGAAAAUCCAGGAGUUUAUCAAUUCAUCUAUAAACACAGAAGUUUUCACAACAUCGCCAACUGCCAGUACUGAGGGCCACAAUUAUGACCAGAGAAAACACGUAAAACAUGUAUUCAGAGAUUUUGGGACUCAGACCGUGAAGAAGUGGGCAUCGCGGACAUUGAGCGUGCAAACUGAGAAGAGAUCAGUAAUGCAUGACUUUGAAAACAACUUGCAAUCUGAUCCCAAAGAAUGUUUCUUCUAUACAGUUUCAGAUUUGGUUCAAGCGAGGGGAGCCCAUUUGAAUAUACCUCCCUUCUUAAAAGGACGAAAACGCCUAACAGCUCAAGAGGAACUUCAGACAAAGUUUAUUGCUAAACAGAGAAUAUAUAUUGAACAUGCUGUAGGUAGGAUUAAACAAUUUCGUAUAUUACACCGUACAUUACCACUAACUUUAAGUGGUAUGAUUUCACAGAUCGUUUUCAUUUGUGCAUGCCUGGUGAAUUUCCAGAAACCUAUUGUGAAGGAUUGA